AUGACGAAACCCACGGUCCUCCUGAUCGGAGGACUGACACACACGAAUAAAGAGUGGGAGGAAUUAGGCUCGAAAUACAACCUGAAAGAGUUCCGCAAGGGCACACGGGAACAGUUCCUCUCCAAUUGCCAAAGCGGCCAAUACGACGAUGUGGUUGCGCUCUACCGCUCGAAUAUGUCCACGUCAGUAACGGGCCUCUUCAACGACGAACUCGUCUCGGCGCUACCGGCAUCUUUGCAAUAUAUUUGUCACAACGGCGCUGGAUAUGACAACAUCGACGUUGGCGCAUGCACAAAAAGAGGGCUCAAGGUCUCCAGUACGCCCAUCGCGGUGGACGAUGCCACCGCUGAUAUUGGCCUCUUCCUGAUGCUGGGUGCUCUUAGACUUGCUUGGGUGCCAAUGGUCGCCAUAAGAGAGGGCAAAUGGCGGGGGAACACACAGCUUGGGCAUGAUCCCAAGGGUAAGACACUCGGAAUCCUGGGCAUGGGCGGAAUCGGGCGAGCAAUGGCACAUCGAGCACGGGCGUUCGGGAUGAAGAUUGUUUAUCACAACCGAUCGAGGCUCUCCAAGGAACUCGAAGGCGACGCAACAUAUGUCAGCUUUGACGAACUGCUGGCACAGUCCGAUGUUCUUAGCUUGAACCUCGCGCUGAAUGCGAAGACACGACACAUCAUCUCUGCACCUGAGUUUGCAAAGAUGAAGGACGGCGUUGUUAUUGUCAACACAGCCCGAGGAGCCUUGAUCAACGAGAAGGAUCUCGUCUCAGCACUGGACAGCGGGAAGGUUGCCUCGGCCGGGUUGGACGUGUUUGAGGAGGAGCCCAAGGUGGAAGAGGGGUUGUUGAAGAACGACCGGGUGUUCAUUGUGCCUCACAUUGGCACCAACACGUAUGAGACGCAGAGGGAAAUGGAACUCUUGGUCUUACACAAUUUGCAGAGCGCGGUCGACAAGGGCACGCUCUUGACGCCGAUCGCAGAGCAGAAGGGCAAGAUGAACGGACAUUUAUAG
Cladophialophora yegresii CBS 114405 is the source of this 1008-nucleotide messenger RNA. RefSeq names its product D-3-phosphoglycerate dehydrogenase. The transcript is spliced from 2 exons. The coding region runs from base 1 to 1008 and encodes 335 amino acids. Gene Ontology annotation, cellular component: cytosol. Gene Ontology annotation, molecular function: hydroxypyruvate reductase [NAD(P)H] activity; glyoxylate reductase (NADPH) activity; NAD binding. The record is from RefSeq and is a predicted model, not a curated record. Lineage: Eukaryota; Fungi; Ascomycota; Eurotiomycetes; Chaetothyriales; Herpotrichiellaceae.